This is a messenger RNA of Saprolegnia diclina VS20, 2095 nucleotides long. RefSeq lists its product as hypothetical. The transcript is spliced from 2 exons. Lineage: Eukaryota; Oomycota; Saprolegniomycetes; Saprolegniales; Saprolegniaceae. Gene Ontology annotation, molecular function: nucleic acid binding; zinc ion binding. Bases 1 to 2025 code for a protein of 674 amino acids. The record is from RefSeq and is a predicted model, not a curated record.
AUGGAAGUGCUGUCCACCAUGGCGAGGGUCCUCGAGAAGAUCUCGGACAAGGUGACAACGAAGCAGCGACACCGCCUCAACCACGUCCAACCGAUCGCGUACAGCGGCGCGAUCAAGGAGGACAUCAUGCUCCACUACCAGCAACUGGAACUACGCUGGUCGGCCGAGAACAUCGACUCGUCCGACCCGGACAAUUUCAAGAUGUGUCUGGCCCAGCUCAUCUCCACGUUCACCGGCCCGGCCGCAGCGUGGGCGCAUACCCAGUUUACGGAUGGGAAGAACCCGUUCAGCACGCUUCACGAGCUGCUGGCGGCAGCGCGCCUCGAGUUUGAGCCGGCCGACAUUCAAGAGCGACUCCGUGACGACUUGAACUCCCUCCGCCAAGGCAACUGUGCGGGUGGGUUGAACGAGUACGUCCAACGGUUCCGCGAGAUCAUGGCGCGGGUGAUCAACAUGUCGGAGAUGGACAAGAUCAUGUUUUUCAUCCGUGGCCUCAAGUCGCAAACGAAGAAGGAGCUAAUCUACCGCGAGAUCGGCUCGCUCUCCGCCGCCAUGUCGCUCUCGCACCGUUUUGAACGCGCAUAUUUUAGUGACGAGCGUCAUGAGCGCAACGACCGUCGCGAUCGUAGCCGCGAGCGUGGCGACCACCGUGGUCGUCAUGACCGCCGCGAUCGUCGUGAUCAAGACCGCCAAGGACAAGGCCAAGCUGCGCCGCGGCAGGGACGCCGCGAAGAGCGCCGUGGCCCGUCCCAAGCCAGCGGGAAGGUCAACUUCAACGACCAUGCCCACAAGAACAAGUUGUGCUUCAACUGCCACGGCUCCGGCCAUCGCGCAGACGAGUGCCCCGAGCCGAAGCGCAGCGACAACCAGCGCCCGAAGCAUCAUCGCGUGCGUACCAACCGCAUCGUGGUGACGGAAGGGUCUGAUGACAUGAGUGAAGUCCCGGUGUUGUCGAUCCGAGCGACGCCGAUCCACGUGCGUCAAGGACCAACACUCCCGACGUCCAACUCUUUCGACGUCCUCCAAGUCGACGAGAACGACGAAGGGGAGGAUGACGUCGAGCAAGUCGAGCGUUCCUGGUUGGACGAGCUCACCGUGCUCUCGUGCUGGGACAUGGAGGACGACGCCAGCGAUGUCGCAAAGACCGAUGGCUACGAGACGCUCUCGGAUGAUGACUCGGAAACGCAGUCCGACGUCGCUGAGCAAGAGCUCUUCGACGUUUUGUGGGCUUUUGAAGACCUACUCGACAUGGACCUGGUCGAGGUGCUCUGUGUCAACAUGCGGUUUGAUGAAGACGCGGCCUGGAAGGUAGUCGAGAACUUGCGAUUCCUCCAACAAGGCUCCGACUACUUGUUCUUCAAGCCGCUGCCCGAAGCUGAGCCGCCCAAGCCGUUGCCCGAACCCGAGGUCGAGCCGCUCGAGUCACUUGAUGCGGCCUCGACGAUGACCCAGGUGCGGGUCAACACACUUGCCAAGUCGCGUGACGUCGCCGAUCAAGAGCUCAUGAUCCUCAACGGCAAGAUCAACGGCCGUGACGCCCGCAUCUUUCUCGAUUGCGGUGCGACGAGCCAACUGAUCCGCGACACGCUUGGUGGUAUGAUUGUCGGGACGCUGCCCGUGUCUGUCGAAGGAUUCAACAGCAGCGUCAAGAAGCAGGUCAACAAGUACGCCGUCGACGUCGAGAUUUGCAACCACUCGUUCCCGCAGCUCGAGAUGAUUGCGUGGGACUUUGCCGACAAAGACUACGACUGCAUUUUGGGUCAACCGUGGUUCUUCAAGUACAACCCGACGAUCGACUGGCGCACUCGCACGAUUACGGCUCUCGACCCCGAGCCGCCGGGGCGUCGCUCGACGCGCACGCCGAAGAAGGGUGUCUCAUCGAGGUGUUGGCCGCCGAGCUCGUCGAUUCGCCGCCCCAAACGCUACCGCAAGCGAUCACCGACUUGCUCGAGGAGUUUUCCGACGUCUUCCCGAACGAGUUGCCGGACGGCCUGCCGCCGUCACGCUCGGUCAAUUUUUCGGUGACCAUGAAGCCAGGAGCCAAGCCCAAGUCCCAACUCUACGGGUUCCGCCUCUCGCCCAUGGAAGAGAAGCU